UAUUGACAGUGCAGACCAGGGAUAUUGAUGGCCAACAAUCCGUAGAAAUUAAAUCUAUUUGGCCGUCUGUUUAUGUAUGACAAUGAAAAUAACAUACUUGGAAUAUCUUUCCGAUAAGUCACAAUGGUACUGAGUAAUGGCGUGCAGAAGUAGACAGCUUAUGAUUUGAAAGCUGGAGGCUGGCUCUGCAGGGUCUGAUUGGUUUCCUUCCACAACUCCUCCACUCUCCCACUAAUUAUCUGCUUAGUCCUGGGCUCGCUCCACGGUCUUUGCAGACCUGCUGGCGUCGCAAUGGAGACUGUGGGUUGUGUUUUGCUCCUGCUUCCUAUGCUGCAGGCUCUGCUGCACUGGCUGUUGAAGCAGAGGGAGACGGGGAAGACAGCGGCUCCUCCGUGCAUUAGCGGCUGGAUUCCCUGGAUCAGGGCUUCUCUCCGCUUUGGAAAAGCUCCGCUUGAAUUUAUCGAACAAGCCAGAGCACAGUACGGAGCAGUUUUUACUGUGGAAGCUGCCGGGAAGAGACUCACCUUUGUUACAGACGAGGAAGAUUUUGAGAUAUUCUUUAAAUCUAAAAAUGUUGACUUCCAAGAGGCAGUACAAGAAGCAGUAUGGCAUACCGGAAAUACUCGCAUUGGAUACAGUUCAGAGAAGGGUUCCUGGCUUGAACUUGGAAACUGGUCUAAAUCAAAGCACUGGCUUCUGUCUCUAUUUGAAAGUAUUGUCUCCAAUGCUGCAACGUUUAAACCCACAGAUGACCACUCCAAGACAUUGUUGCAGCAUCUUUUAGACACUUUGAAUGGGAACUCUACUGCUAAUUACAGUUUAUUGUUGCUCUGGGCUUCUCAAGCAAAUGCACUUCCAGUAAGUACCAUAUUCAAACAUUAG
Rhincodon typus (whale shark) is the source of this 882-nucleotide messenger RNA. Its product is annotated as 24-hydroxycholesterol 7-alpha-hydroxylase-like. Lineage: Eukaryota; Metazoa; Chordata; Chondrichthyes; Orectolobiformes; Rhincodontidae. Gene Ontology annotation, biological process: cholesterol homeostasis; bile acid biosynthetic process. Gene Ontology annotation, molecular function: iron ion binding; heme binding; oxidoreductase activity, acting on paired donors, with incorporation or reduction of molecular oxygen. The coding region runs from base 292 to 882 and encodes 196 amino acids. The record is from RefSeq and is a predicted model, not a curated record. The transcript has 5 exons.